Messenger RNA from Hibiscus syriacus, 357 nucleotides. Its product is annotated as disease resistance protein RPM1-like. The transcript has a single exon. The record is from RefSeq and is a predicted model, not a curated record. Bases 1 to 357 code for a protein of 118 amino acids. NCBI's taxonomy places the organism in Eukaryota, Viridiplantae, Streptophyta, Magnoliopsida, Malvales, Malvaceae.
AUGAUACACCUUCGAGACUUGGUGGUUAAAUCAUGUAAUAGAGAUGAGCAAGCGAAGAUGGAAGCUCUUGGAUCUGCUCCCCCUGACCUUCAGAAACUUGGACUAAUCGGGAAACUGGACAAAGUACCGCACUGGUUUAACUCGCUCGACAGCCUCAGGCGAUUGUCUCUACGCGGGUCUAGAUUGAGGGAUGAUUUUCUUCCUCACGUCCAAGCAUUGCCUAAUCUUUUACAACUCCAACAACUAAAUGCAUAUGAGGGAGAGAGAUUAGACUUCCUUGAAGGAUUCCAAAAGCUCAAGAUUUUAAAAAUUGCAGCUUGCCCUCGUUUGAAAGAAGUUGUGAUCACAAAGGAGUGA